AUGCAAGAUUUCGACGUGCCACUCUAUCUACACGCGGAGUUUCUCCCAAACAUCCGGCAGAUAACACUCUACGUCUCCCUUCCCGGAACAGCAGCAUUGCAAGGAAUCCGACCAGAAGUCCAACUCUCCGAGUCAAGAAAAGCAGUCACCGUCUCACUCCCAAAGCCCUUUGAAAAUGUCACAGAAACAAUUAAACUGCCAGCGCGAGUUAACGAGGCGUCUCGACGCGCAUUGAAAAGCUCCGCGCCAGCAGCGAAAUCAGAUUCCCAUAGCGCGGAGAGCGCGAGCUAUGACUUCUCGUUUCGCAUGCAGAUUGAUCCAGAGGAUGAGGUGCUGGCGCCUCAGGACGAACUAAUUGAUGAUUUUGUUCCCUGGACAGCAGAAGAGAUGUCAUCCUCGACGCGGAUUCGUUGUCGGGGGUGUGGAAAUGUGUUCCUGGAUCCUUCGAUACCCGACUCGCAUGAACAACCUGAUAAAGACUUUGCUGGAUGGGUCUGGAAAGAUCUUCCGAGUGGCAAUUGGGCUGAGAUGAUGGAUUUCUGGCACUGUCAUAAACCCGACCCUCAUGAGGACCAUGAUAAAGAUGAGAAGGACUCUGCGCUGAAGAUCGAGGAUCAAACUGCGCAGACUAAAGGAUAUGGUGCGGAAAGCCAUGUUGUGGCUAUUUCGGGGACGGUGCUUGUGGAUGUUGCCACUUUUCUCCUUGCGGAGGGAGAUUGCACUGGGUUGAGAAAGGGCGAUGACGAAGAACAAAAAUCCACAACUGCAGUCUCAACCCAACGAACCCUCGACUGUGCAAACUGCAACGCCAUAAUCGGCAUGGAAGAUCCCAUCGCCAACGGAUGGCGACUCCUAAAAGCCAACGUCUCCCUGAACACCAAAUCCACCGAUUCAGAUCCAGACUGGGAAGACCAUGCAACCGAAACGAUCGUCGCCGCCCAACUACUCGAAUUGAUCGAGCGAGAAAGCGCGCGCCGAUUCGUCGUGCACUGUGGACAGAAGAACGGUCUCGUCCUUUGGGUCUUCAAUCCAGACAUGCGAUACUCGAAUUCCAGCGCUGGAUGCAGUAUUAUGGCGCAGCAGGCGAUGAAGGUCUUCUACCAGGAAUCUGCUGACGUGGAUGGACUUCUUCAUCCGGAGAUUGGAAACCCGUCACCGUUGUCGGUUGAAGAGCUGGAAUUGCCAUCAAUGAUAUUCGAUGCUAUGUCCCGUGCGUUGAACGGGAGUAACGAGAUGCUUCCCGUCUCUGCGAGGAGGUUUAAUGAGUGGCAUGUUGGGUUUCUGAGUCGGUAUAAGCGCGGGAAAGCUUAG
Messenger RNA from Penicillium paradoxum, 1311 nucleotides. Its product is annotated as HECT-type E3 ubiquitin transferase. NCBI's taxonomy places the organism in Eukaryota, Fungi, Ascomycota, Eurotiomycetes, Eurotiales, Aspergillaceae. Gene Ontology annotation, molecular function: ubiquitin conjugating enzyme binding; ubiquitin protein ligase activity; cyclin binding. Gene Ontology annotation, cellular component: ubiquitin ligase complex; cytosol; nucleus. The record is from RefSeq and is a predicted model, not a curated record. The transcript has 3 exons. The coding region runs from base 1 to 1311 and encodes 436 amino acids. Gene Ontology annotation, biological process: proteasome-mediated ubiquitin-dependent protein catabolic process; protein autoubiquitination; protein monoubiquitination.